Phyllopteryx taeniolatus (common seadragon) is the source of this 438-nucleotide messenger RNA. RefSeq names its product serine/threonine-protein kinase pim-2-like. The record is from RefSeq and is a predicted model, not a curated record. Gene Ontology annotation, cellular component: cytoplasm. Bases 1 to 402 code for a protein of 133 amino acids. The transcript has 3 exons. Gene Ontology annotation, molecular function: protein serine/threonine kinase activity; ATP binding. Gene Ontology annotation, biological process: regulation of mitotic cell cycle; protein autophosphorylation; negative regulation of apoptotic process. NCBI's taxonomy places the organism in Eukaryota, Metazoa, Chordata, Actinopteri, Syngnathiformes, Syngnathidae.
AUGGACACUGCAAACGUUUUCCAUCGUCACAUCAAGAUGGAAAACGUCCUCAUUGACACCAGCUCCGAUUUCCCUCGUGUCUGUAUCAUCGAUCUUGGAAAUGGCGGCUUUGGAACCACUUUGGUGCACAAGAAUUUCCUUGGAACCAUUGACUUGGCUCCUCCAGAAGUUGCUGCAUGUGGGGAGUACAAGGCCAACCCCACCACAGUUUGGCAGCUCGGCACUCUGCUCUUCGAAAUUCUGCAUUGCGCUCCAUUCGAACCGGAGGAGUUCUUCCUCAGGCGGGAAAUCGACGCAAGGCUCUCUCAUACCUGCCAAGAUCUGCUGAGCGCAUGCCUGACAAGAAACCCUGACGCCUGUGCCACUCUGUCCCAGCUUCAACAGCACCCUUGGUUCCACUGAGGCAGCACGGAAGACUACUGAUCAGCCUAUUUUAUU